AUGUCUGCAUAUCCUUAUAUGAAAGGGAGAGAAUCAGGACGGAUUUUCACCUCCUACCCUUGUGGAGUCAUGGAAACAGAACUACUAUUGGCUCCUAUUACAGCUCUGGAGGUUGUGGGAGAUCAUCUUAUAGCAGGAGAAGGACCCAACAUAGCCAUCUAUAGCCUGGAGCCUGGUGUCAGCCCAUCAGCAAGAUGCUCCAAGCAGGUCCUUCGGAACUAUAAUGUCCAUGGUAUUAAGGAGCAGCAAAAUUUGAGUCCUGGAGCUAACAAAUCUUCAACCCUGGCUAUCUUUGGAGGCAAAAGCUUUGUGGUUGUAAAGCUCAGCUUCCAGAACAGCACAGUGAAACUCAGUGAAGUCUUUCCUUUCUGUGAGCUGCAUGACUGGAUCUGGGACCUGCAGUGGCUGGAGGGCAGGGCUGAGAUGCCCAGCAGUGUGGCUGUGGCCUUGGGACACAAUUCAGUGGCACUGUAUGACUGUGUUGGCCAGAGGAUCCUCCAAGAAGUGCACUGCCAAGAGAAAUGUAUCCUCUAUUCUGCCCACUUGGUAGGGAGCCACUGGAAGACGUUGGUUCUGGUGGCUGGCACAGUCUUUCAUCAGUUGGUGGUCUGGUGUGCAGCUGACCAGACAGAUGACACAGGACGGAUAAAGCCCCGCAGCAGGAUCAGUGGACACAGCGGUGUCAUCUUCAGCAUUUGCUUCUUGGAGAGCAAGGGCAUCCUGGCCUCUGCCUCUGAUGACAGGAGUGUGCGGCUUUGGAGCAUCUGUGACCUCAGAACACCGCCUGCUCUGGUCCCAUGCUUGCUCGUGUGCUAUGGGCACCAGUCCAGAGUCUGGUCAGUAAGACUGCUAAGGGACUACAUCAUCAGCAUUGGAGAGGAUUCUGCUUGUCUAGUGUGGAACUACCAGGGCAAGAUUGACCACAGCUUCAAAGGACACAAGGGCCAAGGGCUGCGGGCAGUGGCUGUGCAUGAGGGGCGAGGCUGGUUGUUCACAGGGGGAGCUGAUUCGGGCAUUAGACACUGGUGCCUCAAGGAAAGCAGCACCAGUGGGAACAGGCUCUGGCAGCUGAACUUUCCUUCCCCUGGGAGAAAAGGAUCCCCCAGGGUGGUAAAACUGGUGGAUGUAAAUCAUCUCUUGGUAAUGACUGAUGCUGGGGUUGUCUAUUCCUGUGACUUGACUUCUGAAGCUUGGACAUUGCUCCUGGAGGAUGCUGCUUAUCAGUCCUACGGUCUCUUAGAAGUGUCCAAGCUUGCCAACGGGGGCAUUUUGUGUGCCAUGGGCAAUUUGUUGGGGCAAGUGAAAGUCUUCCCAUUCAGCAGUCCCACACAAAGCAAAGAGUUCAACUUGUAUGAGGGGAAAGUGCACAAUUUGACUUGGGCCACAGAUCCCAAACAGGAUCCCAAUACUUGCAGCCUCUUUGCUUCUGGCCCAGCUGGGGCUUUGCUGUGGCUGGAGGUCUCUUGGCAUCCACUUGGGGGAACAACUGUGGUGGUAAAGCAGUGUUUUCUCCUGCCAGUCUGCAAGCAGCGAUGGCACACCUGUGCUGCAUUCCUGCCCCAGGGAGACUUUCUGCUUUGCGGCGACCGCAGGGGCUCUCUCGUGAUGUUUGCAUGCAAGCCAGCCCUCGGACUGGAGAAAGUGCAAGGGGGAGGUGAACUUGGCAGUUCUGCUGCAGAGACCACCUGUAACUUGCCUGGACUUUCCUUCCCUAUUGGAAACGAAGAGCCCCAUGCCGAGAGGCCCGUCUCUCUGCUCUUUGGGCUUCACGGGAAGCUUGGUGUGACCUCCGUAACCUGCCACGGUGGUUUUAUUUACAGCACAGGGAGAGACAGCUGCUACCGCCAGCUGCAAGUGCAGGAUCAGCAGCUCCAAGUGCUGAGGAAGGAAAAGCCAUGCAAAGAGCUGGACUGGCUGGAAGACCUACGCUUUGGCCCUGAAGGGAGCCUGUGGGUGCUGGGCUUCCACGCUACCCACUUCAUCGUCUGGAGUGCCAGCAGCAGUGAGAUGCUCCUCUCCCUUCCCUGUGGAGGUGGCCACCGCUCCUGGAGCUAUGCCCGUUGCCUUUCCGUGGAGACCUUUGCUUAUAUCAAAUCUGGGGACAUUUGGUUGUACCAAAGUAAAGAAGCCUCCAGUGGGCAGCGAAUCCUGAAAGCGGCUCUGCAUGGCAGGGGGCUGACGUGCGUGUGUCACAUUGGAACCCUGAAAACUUUUGGGCACGAGAGGGUGAGUGUUUUUGCUACAGGAAGUGAGGACAAUACAGUGAACAUUCUUGCUUUUCAUGUGCAAACUCGCACGGUGACCCAGCUCGCUGCUAUUGGCGACCAUAUCUCCAGCAUAAGAGCUCUGACUGUCAUCCGGAACAGCGUUACUCAGCCUGAGACAGAAAGGAUCUCGGCUACACUUUUUUCAGCCGGGGGACGAGCCCAGAUUGAGUGUUACCGAUUAAUGUUCAGCCCUAAGCAUGGUUCCAGCAACGGCAUAGUCUGUCAGCUGGUUCAUGUGGCAUCGCAUCGCCUAGAUGAGCACUGGGAUCGCAAGAAGAAUAAGCAUAAACUCGUCAAGAUGGAUCCGGAAACCCGGUACAUGUCUACAGUGGUGCUCCCUAGGACAGGAGAUGCGGAACUGCCAGGUCCCUUAUGCUUCCUAGCUGCUGCGUGUAGUGAUGGAUCUGUCCGACUCUUCCUGCUGCUUGAGAAUGCCCAGAAGUUGUGUCUCGUGGCAGAAUCCUUCCACCAUCAGCGCUGUGUCCUGAAGGUCGAGGCGUUUGCCUACGAGGCUGCUAGUGGGAAAAGGAAACACUUUGUGGGCAGUGCGGCCACUGAUGGAAGCAUUGCAUUUUGGGACGUUACUGCUGCCCUUGGUCAUACUGCAGCAACAGUAAAGGCAGGAGACCCACAGAUGAAACCUUUAGCCCUGGAAUCCCCAGUCCUGACCAUUCAGGCUCACAGCUGUGGUGUGAACAGUCUCCAUAUCCAGGAAACAGCUGACGGACACUUUGUAGUGGUCAGUGGCAGUGAUGACGGGUCCAUCUCUGUGCAUUUUAUCCAUGUGAAGGCUGAAAGCCCUGAGGGCCAGGAGACCCCAGCCAGAGUUGGCAUCCAGGUGGUCAGAAAAGUAUCACGGCUUUGUGCUCACGUGGCUCACGUGACAGGAGUGAGGCUCCUCCGCCUGAACUUCCUCCUUUCUGUGUCAGUGGACCAACGCUUGACGCUCUGGAGCCUCUGUGAGGACAGUUUGUCUUUUGCUUGGAGCAAAUUCUGCCACGUGGCUGAUGUGGCCGCUCUGGAGUGUUGGGAAACUGAAGGACACGGCUAUCGUGGUGUGAUAUGUGGUCAGGGAUUAGAGGUCCUUUCCUGGGGGCUGGAUGUGCAAGGUAGAGAAAUAAAAGAUGGGAUCUGAAA
This is a messenger RNA of Candoia aspera, 3404 nucleotides long. It is a transcript of the gene WDR6, whose product is annotated as WD repeat domain 6. Lineage: Eukaryota; Metazoa; Chordata; Lepidosauria; Squamata; Candoiidae. Gene Ontology annotation, biological process: tRNA methylation. Gene Ontology annotation, molecular function: protein binding. Gene Ontology annotation, cellular component: cytoplasm. The transcript has 6 exons. The record is from RefSeq and is a predicted model, not a curated record. The coding region runs from base 1 to 3402 and encodes 1133 amino acids.